Messenger RNA from Lipotes vexillifer (Yangtze River dolphin), 1857 nucleotides. It is a transcript of the gene SLC27A6, whose product is annotated as solute carrier family 27 member 6. Lineage: Eukaryota; Metazoa; Chordata; Mammalia; Artiodactyla; Lipotidae. The record is from RefSeq and is a predicted model, not a curated record. The transcript has 11 exons. Gene Ontology annotation, molecular function: long-chain fatty acid-CoA ligase activity; long-chain fatty acid transmembrane transporter activity. The coding region runs from base 1 to 1857 and encodes 618 amino acids. Gene Ontology annotation, cellular component: plasma membrane; endoplasmic reticulum membrane. Gene Ontology annotation, biological process: long-chain fatty acid metabolic process; long-chain fatty acid import into cell.
AUGCUCUUGUCAUGGCUAACAGGACUAGGGGCUGGAAUGGUCUUCCUGAGCUUCAUGCAGAAACUCCUGUACCCUUACUUCUGGGACGACUUCUGGUACCUGCUGAAGGUGUUACGCUGUGGAUUUCAGAUGGAGAUGUACAGACUGAAAGGGGAGCUGGUCACUGUCCUGGAUAAAUUCCUGAUGCAUGCCAAGAAGCAGCCUCAGAAACCUUUCAUCAUCUAUGAGGGAGACAUCUACACCUAUCAGGAUGUGGACAAGAGGAGUAGUAGAGUGGCCCACGUCUUCCUGAACCAUUCCACGCUGAAAAGGGGCGAUACUGUGGCUCUGCUGAUGAGCAAUGAGCCCGAUUUCAUUCACGUGUGGUUCGGCCUCGCCAAGCUGGGCUGCGUGGUGGCCUUCCUCAACUCCAACAUUCGCUAUGUCUCCCUCCUGCAUUGCAUCCGCAGCUGUGAGCCCAGGGCCCUCGUGGUGGGUGCAGAUUUGCUUGAAACUAUAGAAGAGAUCCUUCCGAGCCUCCCAGGAGAUAUCAGUGUUUGGGCAAUGAAAGAAUCUGUUCCACAAGGCAUAAUUUCACUCAAAGAAAAACUGAGCACAGCAUCUGACAGUCAGGUGCCACACAGCCACCAUGUUGCCUCAAACCUCAAGGCUCCUUAUCUUUAUAUUUUCACUUCUGGAACAACAGGUCUCCCAAAAGCAGCUGUGAUUUGUCAGCUGCAGGCUAUGAAGAGUUCUGCUGGAUUAUGGGCUUUUGGUUGUACUUCCAAUGACAUCAUUUAUAUAACCCUUCCUCUGUAUCAUAGUGCAGGAUCUCUCCUGGGAAUUGGUGGAUGUAUUGAGUUAGGUGCUACUUGUGUGUUAAAGAAGAAAUUUUCAGCAAGCCAAUUUUGGAACGACUGCAAAAAGUAUAAUGUGACUGUGUUUCAGUACAUUGGAGAACUUUGUCGCUACCUUUGUAAACAACCUAAGAGAGAAGGAGAAAAGGAUCAUCGGGUACGUUUGGCAGUUGGAAAUGGCAUACGGAGUGACGUAUGGAGAGAAUUUUUAGACAGAUUUGGAAAUAUUAAGAUGUGUGAGCUUUAUGGAGCUACUGAAGGAAACAUUUGUUUCAUGAAUCACACUGGGAAAAUUGGAUCAGUUGGGAGAACGAAUUUCCUUCACAAACUUUUUUUUACUUUUCACUUGAUAAAGUAUGAUUUUCAGAAAGAUGAACCCAUUAGAAAUGAACAGGGCUGGUGUAGUCACGUGAGAAAAGGGGAACCUGGACUUCUCAUUUCUCCAGUGAAUGCAAAGAAUCCCUUCUUUGGCUAUGCUGGAAAUAGGAAGCAAACAGAAAAGAAAUUGCUUUGUGAUGUUUUUAAGAUGGGAGAUGUUUACUUUAACACUGGAGAUUUAAUGGUCCAAGACCAGGAGAAUUUUCUUUAUUUUUGGGACCGUAUUGGAGACACUUUCAGAUGGAAAGGGGAAAAUAUUGCAACCACAGAGGUUGCUGAUAUUGUUGGAAUGUUGGAUUUCAUACAGGACACAAAUGUCUAUGGUGUGGCUGUACCAGGCUCCGGACGCGCAGGAAUGGCUUCUAUAACUUUAAAACCAAAUACGUCUUUAGACUUGGAAAAAGUUUAUGAACAAGUUGUAACAUUUUUACCGGCUUAUGCCUGCCCACAAUUUUUAAGAAUUCAGGAAAAGAUGGAAACAACAGGAACAUUCAAAUUACAGAAAUUUCGGUUGGUGGAAGAAGGAUUUAGUCCAUUGAAAAUUUCUGAUCCACUUUACUUCAUGGAUAAGUUGAAAAAAUCAUACAUUCCAUUGACCAAAGAAAUUUAUGAUCAGAUAAUAUUAGGGAAGAUUAAACUUUAA